AUGACUCACUGGCACUGGUCAUCACCUUUCUCUCUGCCAUCUUAUUCUGAAGAAAACGGACGCUACGAAAUAGAGAAGAUCAAGUGUAGAAAUUGGGAGGAAGAUGGAGAGAAUAUGAAGAACGGAGUGGAUGAUGUGGUCAUACUGGAGGCGACGGACAAAAUUGGAGGGAGAAUAAGGAAGGAGGAGUUCGGUGGGGGUAACGGUCGAGCUUGGUGCUGGUUGGAUAGCCGGAGUUGGCGGCAAACGGUCAAAUCCCGCCUGGGAACUGUCUCACCAAUCCAAUCUUCGUACCUUCCUCUCCGACUACAGCAACGCUCAUUACAACAUCUAUGA
Molecule: messenger RNA, 336 nt
Organism: Fraxinus pennsylvanica
Lineage: Eukaryota; Viridiplantae; Streptophyta; Magnoliopsida; Lamiales; Oleaceae
Source: the annotation of a GenBank genome assembly